CAUUCACGAGGCAUAUGUUCCUCAUGUAAUCACAGAGUCACUACUACAAUAUGUCUAAUGGAGGUGGAGAUUUAGGAGAGCUUCUAAUGCUCGUAGGAGACCUCCACGUCCCACAACGCGCGCUUGACCUACCUCAAUGUUUUAGAGAUCUGCUCAAUACCGACAAGAUAAAACAAGUAUUAUGCACUGGAAAUGUAGGGUCACAGCAGAUGAAGGAUCUUCUUCUGGGAAUAUCGCCAAACUUACACAUGGUCAAAGGGGAUUUCGAUCAAGAUACUACAUUACCGGAAGAAUUAAUAAUACAUGUCGGGAAUUUUAAAAUAGGUCUUAUUAACGGAUACCAGCUGCCGUCUUGGGGAGACAAGAAUGCCGUCUACGAAUACGCCAAAAAUAGGGAUGUAGAUGUGCUUGUCUAUGGGCAUACUCAUAUCAGUGAUGUGUCAAAGAUAUCUGGAAAGAUCUUAGUCAACCCCGGAUCGGCAACUGGAGCAUUUCAACCGUGGGCUCCUAAUGCCAUCCCUACAUUUAUGCUUAUGGCAGUACAAGGAUCUAAAAUAGUUAUAUAUGUGUAUGAGGAACACGAAGGUCAAGCUAACGUUGUCAUGAGUGAGGUAGAUCAAGACCAAGAUGAUGUAACGCCUUCCAAUGCUCAGAUGUCUGGUAAUGCUCUUUUAGCAUCAAAAAAGGCAACAUUUUAAACAUCACAAUGCUACUACUCACGCCCGGUCUGUCUAUAAAUGUAACCUAAUUUGGCCAUUUACGUGAUCUUUGCU
Babesia bovis T2Bo is the source of this 773-nucleotide messenger RNA. RefSeq names its product putative vacuolar protein sorting protein 29. Bases 51 to 698 code for a protein of 215 amino acids. The record is from RefSeq and is a predicted model, not a curated record. Gene Ontology annotation, biological process: intracellular protein transport; retrograde transport, endosome to Golgi. Gene Ontology annotation, cellular component: retromer complex; endosome. Lineage: Eukaryota; Apicomplexa; Aconoidasida; Piroplasmida; Babesiidae. The transcript is spliced from 2 exons.